Lagopus leucura (white-tailed ptarmigan) is the source of this 3219-nucleotide messenger RNA. It is a transcript of the gene GPR176, whose product is annotated as G protein-coupled receptor 176. The transcript is spliced from 3 exons. Gene Ontology annotation, molecular function: G protein-coupled receptor activity. The record is from RefSeq and is a predicted model, not a curated record. Gene Ontology annotation, biological process: G protein-coupled receptor signaling pathway. Lineage: Eukaryota; Metazoa; Chordata; Aves; Galliformes; Phasianidae. Gene Ontology annotation, cellular component: plasma membrane. Bases 1 to 1584 code for a protein of 527 amino acids.
AUGGGGCACGGCGCGAGUCGGGCUCCGCUGAACGGCAGCGAGCCCGCCCCGUUCCGCGCCGUCGCCCUGGGGGCGAGGAACGGGACCGCGGCGCAGAUGGCGUGGGGCGGCGGCAACGGCAGCGCGGCCGGGCCCUGGGGCGGCGCGGAGCGCGGCGGGGAGCCCGGAUACCGACACUUCGCCACCGCCGCGCAGCUCGUCAUCUUCGUGGGCUCCCUGCUGGGUAACGUCAUGGUGCUGUGGUCAACUUGCAGAACAUCAGUACUUAAAUCCGUAACAAACCGAUUCAUUAAGAAUUUGGCCUGCUCGGGUAUUUGUGCCAGCCUAGUCUGCGUGCCUUUUGACAUUGUUCUUAGUGCCAGUCCACACUGCUGCUGGUGGAUCUACACGAUGCUCUUCUGCAAAAUUGCCAAGUUUCUGCACAAAGUCUUCUGCUCAGUGACCAUCCUUAGUUUUCCAGCCAUUGCUCUUGACAGAUACUACUCUGUUUUAUACCCUCUGGAAAGAAAAAUAACUGAUGCAAAAUCCCGAGACCUGGUUAUCUACAUCUGGGCCCAUGCAAUAGUGGCCAGCAUUCCAGUAUUUGCUGUGACCAAUGUGUCUGAUAUUUAUGCCAUGUCCACCUGCUCUGAAGCCUGGAGUUACUCCCUUGGCCACUUGAUCUACGUUGUCAUCUAUAACAUCACCACUGUGAUUGUACCGGUGGCUGUGGUAUUUCUCUUCAUGAUUCUUAUUCGCAGGGCACUGAGUGCCAGCCAGAAGAAAAAAGUCAUCAUAGCUGCCUUAAGGACCCCUCAGAAUACAAUUUCAAUCCCUUACGCCUCCCAGCGAGAAGCUGAGCUUCAUGCCAUGCUGCUUUCUAUGGUUGUGAUAUUUAUUUUCUGCAGCAUCCCCUAUGUGACUCUGGUGAUUUACCGUACCAUACUCAAUGUUUCAGAUAUUUCAGUGUUUCUGCUUCUCACUGCCAUUUGGUUGCCCAAGGUCUCUUUGUUAGCCAAUCCUUUGUUAUUUUUAACUGUUAACAAAUCUGUACGAAAGUGCUUAGUGGGGAUGAUAGUACAGCUGCACCAAAGGUACAGCAGGAGAAACAUUGUCAGCUCAGGUGGUGUUGCAGAUGCUAAUCUGGAGCCCAGUGCCCGUUCAGGGAGCCAGCUUCUGGAGAUGUUUCAUAUUGGGCAGCAACAAAUCUUCAAGCCAACAGAAGACGAGGAGAAUGAAACCAAAUCUGUUGGCUCUAGUGACUUUCAGCAGAAAGAAAUUCCUGUCACCAGUUCAAAAGUAGGACAGACUUCGAUUCACAGAUUUAUACCACAGACAGUUGCAGACUCUGCAGCUCAGGUGGCACCAGCUGUGCCUGCAGAAACUGAUACGGGAAAUGACAAGUAUUCCAUGCAUUUUGGUUUUGGACCCUUUGAGCUGCCUCCUCAGUGGCUGUCAGAAAGUCGGAAUAGUAAGAAGCGACUCCUGCCUCCUUUGGGGAAUACCCCUGAAGAGCUAAUCCAGACAAAGCAGCCAAAGUGUAAAGCAGAAAGAAAAAUCAGCAGAAAUAAUAAAGUCAGUAUCUUUCCCAAGGUGGAUUCUUAGGAGGAGUAGGAGCUUUAAGUGACCGACAAAGGUCACCUAAACUUAUUUGUGUGAUCCCAUGGAUCUUUGCUGUGCUGAAAUCUGUUACAGGCUGAUUUUUUUGUGUGUGUGUAUGUGUGCCAAGUGUAAUUAAACAAACAAAAGGGAAACAUGCAUACAGGUGUUCUUUAUUCAUAUGGUUUUGUGAAAGUAAUAUAUUGAAAGAUCACGAUUUUUGUUUUUAUUUGUGAAAUACCUAUGAUAAUACAUUCCUGAUGAGCUUUCAGAAAGUACAUGUGGCUUUGGGAACAGUUUUUUUAUGGCUGAAGUAUGGAAAUAUGGCAGUCAGUUUGCUGGGAACCUUCUUAUAUUAAGAUGGACUGGAUAUUGAAGAAGCUUAAUAGGAAAGGCUAUAGGGAGCACGAGAGGAUACAAGAUGGAUUAUAAUAUUAAGCCAGUUUCUGAAAUCAGUGUUAAAAGUAAAACUUACUGGACUCUUACACAGGUUAUUUAGCAAGUAUCUGCUAAACUACACCUUUUUAAAACUUAAACCAAUAUUUUUUGUGUUUAAAAUUUCAGCGAAGCCAAGGAUACCAAAAUUGUCUUGUGUGUCACAAACCUGAGGAUGACGGAUUCAGAAAUAGCAUUUCUUUUUUAAAAAACGUUCUUGUAGUUCUGAGUAGAAACUGUACUGAAGAAGCCUGACCCUAAUAAACAAGAAUGUACAGGCCAAGGUCAUAAACGUAACGUUUGAUCUUAUGAUAAAGGAUAUAUACAAAUGUCCCAACAGUAUUCUGUAAGUAUUGUGUACAUAAGCAAAGGGUUGCCCUUAAAAUUCACUCCUAUCUACUGGUUCACGGAGCUUUGUUUUUUGUGGGAAAGGUAGCAAAUGGAAGAAAACAGUUGGAGUUGCUUACAGACUUGUACUGAAUUGUUGAGUGUGGAAGCUGAUUAUGGACCCCAAAAGGCAAGGUUUGCUAAUGCUGUGGCUCAGUAUUGUUAGUGAGGUUUUCGUUUUACCUUCACCAACAUAAAUACCAGCUAUCAUAUUCCACUUGUCUCACAGAUUCAAUCAACCCGUGUAUGAACAUGAGACUUCUGAAUCUGGUGCCUAAUUUCUGAUCAAGUCAGAGUCAGCCAUCCCUGGUCUCAGCGUACUAGCUGUCCUUUGAGAGCUGUGUGUUUGUAUCCUUCUGCAGCUCAUCCUCCCAAGCUUGUCAUUUCCUCAGUACUGUGUGAAUUUCAAAUGUACCUGUCUAUUAAAUGACCAGGAAACUAUUGUCACCCCAGCUGUAAUCCUUUGGUCAGUUGCAAGUUAGUUGUUGUUCCUUUUUUUAUUUGCAUUCACUGUUGACUCUGGGUGAGAAAAACUGGAAAACACAAGUGACACCCAGCACUCCUCGUGGUUCUCCUGUAGUGUAGCCCUUUGGUGUAUGCUGGAUCUUUACCUGUCAUUAUUGCCUGUUGGGAAAGUAUUUUUCUUUAAAGAAUGCUUUUUGAAGGGACAAGGUGAAUUGUCUUGCUGAGUUCACAGUAACUUGCCAAAUCCAAUUGAUUACUGUUAGAAGUGUGGGAAAAAUUGUGCUAAGGCAGAAUUUGUAGAUGUGUGUAUUCUUCCUUUGAGGAGUAGGAGCAAGUCAGCUGCUUCUGCUAGCU